Messenger RNA from Mesoplodon densirostris (Blainville's beaked whale), 7436 nucleotides. It is a transcript of the gene BCAT1, whose product is annotated as branched chain amino acid transaminase 1. The record is from RefSeq and is a predicted model, not a curated record. The transcript is spliced from 11 exons. Gene Ontology annotation, biological process: L-leucine biosynthetic process; L-valine biosynthetic process. Gene Ontology annotation, cellular component: mitochondrion. Lineage: Eukaryota; Metazoa; Chordata; Mammalia; Artiodactyla; Ziphiidae. Gene Ontology annotation, molecular function: branched-chain-amino-acid:2-oxoglutarate transaminase activity. Bases 169 to 1329 code for a protein of 386 amino acids.
CUGCAGGAGAGCCAGCGAUCGCCGCUGCCCGGGCCAGUCUGCGAGGCGCCCGCCACGUGUGCCCGCCGCCACUCCAGCCACUUCCCCAGACUCGCGCCGCCCGGAACGCCUGGGACGCAGCGCCUUUGCCUCCGCUCACCUCGAGCUGCUCUCACGGCCGAGCGAACAAUGAAGGACUGCAAUAAUGGAUGCUCCGCGGAAUGUACCGGAGAAGGAGGAUCAAAAGAGGUGGUGGAGACUUUUAAGGCUAAAGAUCUAAUAAUCACACCAGCCACCGUUUUAAAGGAAAAACCAGACCCCAAUACUCUGGUUUUUGGAACGGUUUUUACAGAUCACAUGUUAACAGUGGAGUGGUCCUUGGAGUUUGGAUGGGAGAAACCACACAUCAAGCCUCUUCAAAACCUGUCAUUGCAUCCAGGUUCGUCGGCUUUCCACUAUGCAGUGGAAUUAUUUGAAGGAUUGAAGGCAUUUCGGGGAGUAGAUAAUAAAAUUCGUCUGUUUCGGCCAAACCUCAACAUGGAUAGAAUGUACCGGUCUGCUAUGAGGGCGACUCUGCCGGCAUUUGACAAGGAAGAGCUUUUAGAGUGUAUUCAGCAGCUUGUGAAAUUGGAUCAAGAAUGGGUCCCCCACUCAACCUCUGCAAGUCUGUAUAUUCGGCCCACAUUCAUUGGAACUGAGCCUUCUCUGGGAGUCAAGAAGCCUACUAAAGCCCUGCUCUUUGUAAUCUUGAGCCCAGUGGGACCUUAUUUUUCAAGUGGAAGCUUUAAUCCAGUGUCCCUGUGGGCCAAUCCGAAGUAUGUAAGAGCCUGGAAAGGUGGGACCGGGGACUGCAAGAUGGGAGGGAAUUAUGGCUCAUCUCUCUUUGCCCAAUGUGAAGCAAUGGAUAACGCAUGUCAGCAGGUUCUGUGGCUCUAUGGAGAGGAUAAUCAGAUAACUGAAGUUGGAACAAUGAAUCUUUUUCUUUACUGGAUAAAUGAAGAUGGAGAGGAAGAACUGGCAACUCCUCCGCUAGAUGGCAUCAUUCUUCCAGGAGUGACAAGGCAGAGCAUCCUGGACCUGGCACACGAGUGGGGAGAAUUUAAGGUGUCAGAGAGGUACCUCACCAUGGACGACCUGAACACAGCCGUGGAGGAGAACCGCGUGAGGGAGAUGUUUGGUUCUGGUACCGCCUGUGUUGUUUGCCCAGUUUCGAAUAUACUCUACAAGGGUGAGACUAUACACAUCCCAACUAUGGAGAAUGGGCCUAAGCUUGCAAGCCGCAUCUUGGACAAAUUGACUGAUAUUCAGUACGGAAGAGAAGAGAGUGACUGGACAAUCACAGUAUCCUGAAUGGAAAAGAACAGGCUGUCAGUUGUGUGCUCUGGGGACAGACCGUUGCAUUUGAAUUAUGAGAAAUUUCUUUGGCUACCUGUUUUUAGUUGUGCAUAAUGUAGUUUGUAUUAUCAGUGUUACCAGGGCAAUUGUUUCCUCAUUCCAGAGAGGAUGAAUUGCAGUCAUCCAGUGGUAGUUUAUAAACUUGCUCCUAGAAGCUUACCUUACCUUCUUUCUAGAUGAGAAUGGAAGCCAUCUAAGCGUAGACUUUUCCUCCAUAACCUGAGUGCUUCCCUUGGUACUUCAAUCAGAUAAAAAAGUGUUUAUUCUUUAGCAUAAGUUACGUUCUGCUCCUCAACCAAGUGAGUGUUUUUGUGUUUGAAAGCUGAUCUGAGUAAAUUUCAUAGGUACCAUUUCCUGCGACACAUCUGCAUCCUCAGAAAAUGUUUGUUUGUUUGUUUUUUUAAAUCAAGACUUGGAGAAACUGGAUUUCCUCCCCUCAUAUUUCUUUCCAGGUCCCCUAAGUCCGUCUUAGGGAAAAUCGCUCCCUCCUUCCUGAUGUCCCGGUAUGCGCCAGGCUCUCCUGGUGCAUUAGCAAGGCCCACCCCUGCCCUUUCCACAUUGUGUUGUAAUCAGCAGUCAGGCUUCACUACAAGACUGAGGGUCUUGUGCCUUAUAGAUCUUUUAUUCCCCUGCCUGGCACAUAACAAGGAAUGAAUGAACAUGUACCUUCUAUAGAAGUGUACCUUCUUUGUUUCUGUAUUGUGAAACCUCUUUAUUAGAAUUUGUGAUUGAUUCUGACUUUGUAUUUACCUCAUAUUGUCUUUAUUUGAAGACUGUCUUGGAAUUAAAGUAAUAGCUCUAGAGAGAUAGUGAUACCAUACCAACCAAAUGGAAAUGAUAUAUGUUUCAUGUUAAACACAUAAAUGUUGUGUUAAAUACAAAAUAAAUCAUAUUUAGUUUUUUGAUAGAAAGCAAAGAGGUAUAUACUCUGGAUUUUAUACUCUGGUUUUAUAGAUGCUCAUUUCUGUUGAAUGGGGAUUGGAUAAGCACAUGGUUAGGGUACAGGGAGAGUGAUUAUAGAUGAUAUUUUCCUUGUUUAGGAGCCAUGAGUUAAAAUUGUAUCCUGGUUUAUCUAGGGGAAAGUCAAAUCUUGAUAGAAAACAUUUACCCUUGGAAGGUCAACUCUCAGACAUUAUAUGUUGGUUUCCUUUAGUCCUAAUAACUUUCAUCUUGCUGAUCAUAUUUCAUCCUCUUUUCAGAGCAAGGAAAAUAAUUCACAGUUUUGCUGUGCUGGAAAACUUUCCUUAAGGCAUUUAGCAACACAUAGCAAGUGGGGCUUUGAUUCUUUUCCAAGACUUAUGGCCAUAGAGUCUUCUUAGAUAGGAACAGUAAAAUGAAAAUGAGGGAAGUAUAAAAUGAAAAGGAAUGGUAAAAAUGUCUUUUAGGGGGCUUUUAAUUGGCGAUCUGAAGUCUUGGGAGAGUCUGUUCUUUUUAGGUAGGGCUGAAGUGCUUUAACUAUCCUCUGCACAAAUUUGUUCACCAAGUAGCAUUCUGAGAGUAUACAUUUGCCUUGGCUAAAUCCUGGGACCUCAUUUUCAAUAUUGUAGGCUAGAAAUGACUUAAGGUAAUUCUAAUCUGUCAAGUAGCCCAUAAUAACCAGACUCAACAUUCCUAUGAGAGAUGGAAAUCAUCUAUUUGCCACAAAUACAUUUUAUACUUUGCAUCUCUGAAUUUAGUAUGGCAAGACAUGUUCGUUGUAAGAGUUGGAGAACAAUAUGUCUUGACCUUAUGUCUGUGUGAUUUCUUUCAUCAAACCUUAAGAGCAUUUUAAGCCCUUUCUACCAGACUCUGAAGAUGAAGGAUAUACAUUUAAAGAAACAAGGUCUCCUAAAACAGAGAACACAAUCUGCCAUUCUCGUUUAAGUAAUAAGACAGGAAAUUGACCUUGACACUAACUUGUUAAAUAGAUUUAAAGGGAACAUCUGCACAUCUUUUUUCCUUGUGCACUAUUUGUUUAAUUGCAGUGGAUUAAUACAGUAAGAGUGGCACAUUGUAACUAGGCAAUUAUCCAUUCUUCAAGACUUAGUUAUCGUAACACUAAUUGAUCAUUUAAGGCGUAAGAUAGGCUAGCAUUAGGAACAUGUGAGGCUAAUCUGCUCAAAAAGAUCAACAAAUUAAUAUUGUUGCUGAUAUUUGCAUAAUUGGCUGCAAUUAGUUAAUGUUUAAUUGGGUUGAUCAAAUGGGAUUCAGCAGUUCACAUGUGCAUGAAUAUAAACAGAACUAGUGGCACUUAAAAUGAUAAUGAUUAACUUAUUUUGCGUGUUCUCUUCCUUCCUCUUCUUUUUCAGUUUUUACAUUUCAGACCAAGUUCAUCAGCCUUUUUCAAAACACAUCAGUAGAAACCAAGAUUUUAAAAUGAAGCUUUCAGGCAUUAGACAAAACCUGAGCAUUUCCUAAAGCUAUUCGCUAUUAGGAAUUUUCUUUGUUACAGUCAUUUAUCAAGGAUUCAACUCAUGAUACACCAAAAGAAGAGUCCAUUUCAGGGAUGUGUAUCGUGCUCCCCAGAACCUGCAGGACUGAAUAAACUAGUAAUACCUAAUAAAACCUUUACUUUCAAAAGUACAGAGGAAAAGUAAAAGGGAAAGAGGAAUAAAUGACUGAGAAAACUUGUUAGGGAAUCACUUUUUUUUUCUACCUGGUAAACACCAUUUAUUCUUUUCUCAAAAGAUUGUCACGAGAAAAAAAAAAAAGAUCAGAGGUAGCAAGAAAGCGCAAUGUCACAUUGAUUAUAUAACUUGACAAUGUCAGCCCUUCUGAAGAUCUGGGAAGCCUACAUUAUAUACAUCCUGGGUGAAAACUCUUCAUCAUAUUUAGUUUCCUGAAAUCAGAGUACUCUGGGGCACUUAAAGACAAUUAAUGAGUAUACCUUGGUCAAAAGAAUUGUAGGAACUUUUUAUUAAAGCUUCGGUUUCAGCUCUGCUUUAGGGAGUUUGUGCUAUAAAAUUAGCUGCCAACAUAAGCUUAUUUAUUUUCCCCAUUCCCACUUUGUGCUCAACCACUGUAUUCUUUUUCCUUUAAAAGUUCCUUUUUAAAAUUAUAUGUUCACUUUACCCUUAUGAUUGGGAAAAAUCUAUUUUAAGCAGGAAACGACAACAUUCAUUCCCUUUCAAUGAGUGAUAUUUUCUAAAAUAUUUAGAGCAAUAAACAUUCAUGAGAUGCACUAAAGCUUAGACAGGGGUUAGAGAAACAUUGUAAGAGGGCUCUUUGAUUUCAUGUCCUGAUUCUAAAUAGGAUCAAAGAAUUAUUCCUUUAAUGUGGAUUUAGGAUAUGCAAAAACUUAAGUUAUAAAUAGUAAUCCUGGCCCAUAAUUUUAGUAGAUGUUUAUUAACACCUAUCACUUUGUUUUGCCACAAGUAGAAUUUGUUCAGCUGUCUGUUUUCCAGAUAUCUCCUCACAAGAGGAGGCAGAGUGCCACUCUCUCAAUAAGCAUUACUUAUUAAUUGACAAAGAUCACAGAGAUUAUAAUUAAUUGGAUCAGUUCACUUGAUAAGUGUUGAUCGAGUACCCACAAAUAUGUGUCUAACACAACUCACAUUAGGGAUUAGAAAGUUAGUUUUAGAAAAUAAGUAGGAUAAAGACAUUACCCCCAUGGAGUUUAUACUCUCCUACUUGAAGUUUUAGGUAUAAAAGUAAUAUUUAAUACAGUUAGAUGAUAAGGAGACAAAGGCCAGAGCACACCUAUGUUAUCGGUGUGCUAUCAAGAAAUCACAAUAAACAUUUUCAUCUCAUUUUUAAAAGAAAUAAUGUCCUUUUUUCCAUUCCUUUCUUUCCUCUCAUGGGAAACUACUCAGUAGAUUAGUAUUUAGGGGUUCUUGGUGUGAAUUACCUCCGAGUUUACUGUUUACUGCCAACCUGAUACAUUUGUUAACUGCAUUCUUUUGGAGCGAUGUUAAGUUGUCAUGGUACAUCUAACAAAAGAACACCUCAAAUUACAGCAUCCUUGCUGAUCUUAAACUCAAAGUCAGGUAUUAUUGAAAUAAACAAAAUGUUCCUAGAGUGACUUUUUCUGGAAAAUGUCAAUUAUGAAUCAAACUGUUGAGACUGUUGGCUUGAAAAUGAUGGCUUACAGCUACUCAGAAAAUAGCAGGUGGAAGACUUAACUUUAAUACAACAGUUUUUCACAGUUUGAGGUUUUGAAAGAAAGGCCAUUUAAAGUAUUGCAAAGAGAUUCUUUUUUGUCAUUGCCAGAAAGUUAUUUUAAAAAUACAAAGGUAGAAGAAAGUGAUUUAUUUUCCAUCUUCAGUAUACAUACCAUAGUAAAAAACUUCUCGGAUAUUAAUUUGAGGAAGUGAUAAAGAAACAUAUCAAUAGAAUAGAAAUAUAUCAAGUGUUUGGAGGUAAAUAAUUCCCUGGGAUCAGAUAUAUGUAAACAUAUUUGCUUUAGUGAAUGAUAAAGGCAUGAAAUUCAGUCUUAGUAAAUGAGGUGGUCUUUAAAAUCUGAUGGAUACAAGUAUUGAAGUUUUAAGUAAUCUUUGUAUACUUUCUGUCUGAAAGUAUGUUUUGCAUACCACAUACCGAUUAAUAAGGUCUAAAACAUGAGUUACAUAAUGUUCUACCUAUGGAACCCACUGUUGGGAUGGUAAAAAUUGUGAGCUGUGAUACGGGAAUUAAUUAAAAUGUAUUAUCAUUGACAUGUAUUUUCUCUACAUGUCCACUGUCACAAUGGCUAGGUUCCUUGUUACCCAUCAUUGAAUGGAGACAAUUUUAACUACAGAAGAUGUCAGAGGAAGAACAAAUGGUAGUAGAGAAAGAAAGGCAAAAAGUUGAACUUGCUUCUGUGCUGUCCAAGAGAGCUCUUUUUCUUUAUUCUGCCAGCCAUUGGGAUCUUCGGCUUUCAACACAGGUGCCAAGUACAAAUAGUGCCAAUUAGAAAGUGACUAAAUAUAGUGGCCAGCUUAUCAGAUAAUCUUGAGAUAAUGAUCUAAUGGUCAUGUUACAUGGGAACUACUUUAGAUUACUACCAAUAUGGUUAAGACUUUAUAAUUGCAUAGUCUAUAAGAUCUAUUAUGUCAUUUCUUCAACCAUUUUAAGAUCUGUGAAGCUUCUUGAGACUGAAUAAAAGAAUAAGUGGCAAGGAGUAGAUUGUGACUUCUUUUUCCCCUUGGGAAUACUAUUUGCCACCAUCCCCCUCUCCUUGGUGAAGGUUAACUGAUUUGGAAAUUAGUUGAAUAUUAUCAUUUUGUUUUUAACUAAAAUGUACAACAUGCUGCGAUUUCCUCAAGCUAAUUUCACAAUGGUCAUUACAGUCAUUCUCAGGGUCGAGAAAGGAAACAAAUAACCUGCCUCAAUUUCUGCUUCAUUGAUAAGUGUUUGAAGAGUGAUGGUAUUCAAGAAUAUGGCAGUAAGUAGAUUGUGAAUGAAAUUUUAAAGAUAAGCUGGCUAAUCUGUAUGCACCUAUAAAUUCUGCAGAUGGUCCCUUGUUGACGUAAAAGAAUGCAUGAUCCCAUAGUUAGCCAAUAAAUGGAGCCUAACCUAGGCUGAAGAAUCUGUGCUUACUUGAUAUGGUGGCUGAGAGAAAAGUAGUGUGAGGAAGUAGUUUUUAAAUCAGUUUAUAGUUAGAAAUGGGAGAAUACCAGCUUAACUAUGGAGUUUUUAGAAUGUGUUCUCUUGCAUCUAAGUCUGAUUGUAAUGAAAAAGCCCCAGCCAUUGCUUGUCUCAAAUUUCUCUGGUUGUGUAGUGAUUCUUGAGAUUAUCUUAAAGAAUAAUCAAGUAGAAAGAAAUAAACAUAAAUAAGCCUUGGCUCUCAUGAGCAAUUGUUUAAAGAUUAUGUUAAAAGGAUUUAAGCUCACUGAAAGCAUAAUAAUGGAAAUGUGGAAACUAUGAUGGGUAAAUGAAACUACCUCAUUCUUUGAAGGUUUUGUAGAAGCACAAUUAAGCAUUCUAAAUUGGCUUUGUUAUAUAUGAACCAUCUGGUGUGAAAGAACUAUAUUUGUAAUGUCUAAAGGACCUGGAAUAAUUGUAUUUUGCUGGCAAUGGACAUAUUCUUUAUUGUUCACAGGUUCCUCAUCAAAUCCUCAUCAAAUUAUACACUGAUUCUGUCAUCAAUAAAACAAUUUCAAGGA